This is a messenger RNA of Blastomyces dermatitidis ER-3, 186 nucleotides long. RefSeq lists its product as uncharacterized. Bases 1 to 186 code for a protein of 61 amino acids. The record is from RefSeq and is a predicted model, not a curated record. The transcript has a single exon. NCBI's taxonomy places the organism in Eukaryota, Fungi, Ascomycota, Eurotiomycetes, Onygenales, Ajellomycetaceae.
AUGACCUCCAAUCCGUGUGACACGAAAACUUAUGAGGCCUUCUACAAUGAGGGGAUAUCAAGAGAUGAGGAUACUCGAAUGGGAAGCGACUAUGAUGGGGAUUGUGAUGAUAGCGAAACAGAGAAGGGUACCCGUCUUGACAAUGUGAAGAAGCAGGAUGUGAAGAAUUUGUCCGGUGGGAGCUAG